Molecule: messenger RNA, 699 nt
Organism: Seminavis robusta
Lineage: Eukaryota; Bacillariophyta; Bacillariophyceae; Naviculales; Naviculaceae
Source: the annotation of a GenBank genome assembly
AUGUCUGCUCCAGCUCCAGCUCCAGCUCCUGCCCCUGAAGCGAAUCGAUUGGAUGGUCGCGUCUCCGGUGUCGCUCGUGGUGAUGGCUUGGGGCACGUUGCUCGUUUUGGAGCCGAUGAAGUCGGAAAUGGACCUCCUCCGGCUGUUGACGCUCCUCCAGUUCAGCAUGACAACGUCCUCGCUCCUGUGCAAACCAUCGCAAGAUCAUUCGAAUGCAAGAUCAAUCGUCCAGGAGACACUCAUGGUUGGGGCCAGUACCAGUACGGCAUGCCAUUGCUUCAUGGGCAGCAGAAACCGCCCACAGGAUGGACUCCACAGCCACCACAGUACCAACAGAGUGGCUAUCUCCAACUUUCCAACUUUAUGGCCCCUGCACCUGCCGUGCUGGCCCCUGCACCAGCUCCUCAGCCAAUCAUCAUCAGUGGUAUCAGCGACGAAAACAAUACCUUCAAUAUCUCCAUCGAUGGUGGUGGUAGUCGUCGCAAGAAGAGCAAAAACAAGUCCCGUGCUGAGUCUCUAGACAGCGACUCUGACUCGUCUGAUGGCAACUUUUUAUCAGUUCCGUCAUCUGCCGUUCAAACUACAUGUACAUGUAACUACAACUGUUUGCCAUGGCACUGCACCGGUGCAGCACGAGCGCACACUGCGCAUAGCACAUCGCCAUGCCAUCAAGCCCAUGCCAGUACAAUCGUACUGUAG